CUGUUGCUAAGAAAUUGGACGGCGGUUGCCGAGGACCACCGUUUCUCUCUCUUUCUUUCUUCAUCGCCUUCGCCCAGUGGGCACUUCCCAUCCUUUUAUAUUUUUCAGGACGCCCGUCGUUCUCUUCACCGUCGAGAAACCGCUGGAACCGGGCUCUACGUUUUUUUCCAACAGCCCUCUUCGUCGCUCCUCGUCAUGCUUCCUUUCCUUAUCUUGCUCUUUCUUUCGCCUCUCCUUGCUUUGGUCUCUGUCGAUGCGAUGCCCGUGGCCCCUCGUCAGUUGGAUGGAAAUGGUACUACCACAGUUCAGGUGGUUCAUGAAUAUCAGACUACUGCGGGCCUAAUGACGCAGACAUGCACGAUUACUCUUACCCCCAUCACCGAUGCGAGCGGCCAGUCAGCCUUCUUGGAGGUGGAGACUUGCACAGAGUCUAUUAAUUCCCAGAAUAAUGGCUCUUCCGGGAGUGCUAAUACAUCAUCUAUUACUUCUGCCACUGAUGCGUCCACUUCUGUAAACACUGCGACAAUAUCAUCAUCAACUGAUACCUCUUCACCAUCAACUGUAACGGAUGCAACGUCCACGACCCAGUCGACGGUGGGGGGUGGUGCGUUGUCGGUCAAUGGCUUUUCUUCGGCUACUGCCGACGCGGCGGCGACCAGCAGUUCGGGUCCUGCCACUUCCACAGCCGCAAAUAGUUCGGAGACGUCUUCAGCCUCAGCUGGUGGUGCAAUCUCUGUCAAUGGCUUCACCUCUGCAUCAGUGGUGUCGUCGGGUGUUGCAUCUACCGCGAGCUCUUCGGCUACGGCUUUGGCAGCAGCUUCAGCAACAGCAGCAUCGGAUACUGUAUCUUCUGCAUCUGCUGCUGCAGCAGGGUCUGCAGCAGCGGCAGAAGUAUCAGAAACACAGACAGCCGCUUUUACUCUCCCGGGAAAGCACCUAUCCGUGCUUCCCAUUGGUCUUGGUGUAUUUGCGGGCAUUUCAGUUAUCGCGCUUAUAGUGGUCGGUUUGGUCACAUAUGAGCGGACCAAGUAUCGCAAGGCGUUCAGGCAAAGGAAACUUGCUGAAUCUGGUGCUAACAUGGGAUACGGUGGCAUGGCCCAACGUUCCUAGAGGACAUACUGCUUCAUCGUUGUGUUUUUAAUUUGAAAUUUCACGCUUCAAUCUAAAUUUGGGUCACCGUGUUAUUUUGCUCUUACAAUACAAAUUUCCCUUCUCGAUGUGCUGUAAGCAUAGAGUAUGAGUCAAAUUAUGCCAUGUGCCUCCGAAGAAGAGCUUUCAUCAUGCCACAACCCAGACUCAGCAAA
This is a messenger RNA of Guyanagaster necrorhizus, 1304 nucleotides long. RefSeq lists its product as uncharacterized. The transcript is spliced from 7 exons. The coding region runs from base 196 to 1110 and encodes 304 amino acids. The record is from RefSeq and is a predicted model, not a curated record. NCBI's taxonomy places the organism in Eukaryota, Fungi, Basidiomycota, Agaricomycetes, Agaricales, Physalacriaceae.